AUGUUUCCAAAUUUGUGGUACAGUACCUGUAAUAUACAAUAUAAUAUACGGUCCAAAUUCGGAUCAUUACGAGAAUUUCUUAAUGAUUACGAAAAUAUCAUAAGCAGUACAAAUCAAGUGGCGCAAACAACUGAACGUACUGGUGAAUCAGGUUAUCGAAGCGAAUCAACAACAUACGAGGAAACCGUAUCUACAACUCGUUAUUCCGAUUCCGGCACACCUGAAUAUAGCUUACCAGUGAGAGAUACGUUAUACAAUAGUAAUCCACCGUCAACAAUUCAUUUAUCCGGUGAUCCAACAAUUACCACCCAAACAAAUAUUACCACGACUACCGCGAUUAAUAAACUUGCAAGUGGUUCAAAAAUUUCUGAUAGCGCUACCGUGGUAAGUUAA
Messenger RNA from Cercopithifilaria johnstoni, 393 nucleotides. NCBI's taxonomy places the organism in Eukaryota, Metazoa, Nematoda, Chromadorea, Rhabditida, Onchocercidae. The record is from the annotation of a GenBank genome assembly.